CUACGAUCAUUAAAGCUGAGAAUCGUGCAUAUAUUAACACAACACUUUUACCUAUUGAUCAUCAAUUCAUCCUUAGCAUUAUGUCCAAGAAAGGGUGAUCUGUAUCAAGACUGAGAAGCCAUCACGAUGGCAGAGAGCAGUUCAGAAAGAGAGCCAUUGCUUAAGCAACAAAAGCAGCAGCAGCAACAGCGACAAGGACCAAGCGAAACAAGACAAUCAAAACCGAUCCAAAUCAAAGAAGAAUCUCAAAUCUCACCAUUGAUACGAGCAUUGAUCGCAUUACGAUCAGGUCAUUUACCCGAUAAUGCACAGCUUUAUGCGCUCUUGCAUUCAUCUGCUGCAUUUUUUGAAACGUUAAGUGGAUCAGUCAUCCCGGCAGAAAGCAAAAAGAACUCUACCACAAACGAAAGAGAUGAUGAACGUGCGGCAUUGUCAAAUGAAACUAUCAUUACGCUUGCUGCACUUUUGAAAGAAUGUGCAACGCUUUGUAGAAUUUCGGCUGGAUGGUUGUAUGGUAAUGAAAAUGAUCGGGAUGGAAAGAUUCCAAAAUCCAACGAUACGGAGAAUGGUUCACAACAAGGAGCACGAGGCAACGAGAAUGAACAAUGGCAACGAUUGAUUUGGCAUUUAGGUCAAGCAUUAGUUGAGAAACCGGUCGAAGUUGAAAUGGAAAGUGAUCUUACAACAGAUGCGCGUGAAGCCACCGAAGCGAUCAAAGAUGCAGCAAAGCAAGUUCAAACGGAUGCUGUACAAGGAUUCAAAUCUAUCACAAAGAUCCUUUCGAUGAUUUUGAGCAGUGAUGAAUUUUUGAGGAUACCUUCAGAUAUUGUCGGAUCCAUCAGUGGAACGCUGGCGGGAAUUGCGAAUGAUGUUGGAGCAAGAGCGUUUGAAGUGGAAGAAGCAUUAGAGACGAGUAAAGUCGGUUCUGAAAAGACGGAGAAAGACUUUUUAUACCCCAAAGAAGCUGUUCAAGAUGCAGGUGGGAAAGCGGCAGACGCGGUAGAAGCAAUAGUCAACGAGCCACAACCAGGAAGAAAAGGAAAGCAAAGAAGAUCGGAAGAAGAGGAAAAGGCUGCAACAUGGGAAGAUGAAUUUUCCAAACGGAUUGCUAGACUAUUAACCGAAGUGAGAGAAGAUGAUACAUUCAGAAGUGCGACUGAGAAAAUUGUUGGGUUAAUGAGAAAGUACAUGAGUAUUGCUCAAGAGGUACGCGAUGAUCUACAAGUCAACAUCGAAAAAGAAGGAUCAAUUGGUGAUGUAGCGGCGAAUGGCGUUGAUCAGGUCAGGGAAGGAAUUGCAACAAAGAUUGAAUCUGUUCAUCUGGAGACAGAGGUAUCUACUCACCUCUCUUAUCACGCUACUGCCACGUUGCAAGCGGCAAAAGAAGUUCUGGAAGGAUUGGCGGGCGGGAAAAGCUUAGAUUCCGUUUUGGAGAAAGCUCGGAUUGUCAAGGAACAGGCACAGAGUGAUUCUGAACUCCGACAAUGGGUCAAUCAAGCAUUAGAUAUAGUUGCCAAUACUAUACGACCGACAGAUAGCAGUAACGAAGAAUCGAUUCAAGCCCAAAUCAAGUCACUCUUUGAUGAAUUGCACGUUCUGCUCAAUACUAGACCAGCAAUCGUACGUUCGUAUGAAGACCUUCAAAUUGCCUGGGCUGAAUUUCAAGCUGGCCUCCGUUCUGACGCAAUGAUGCGUAAGCUACGUGCUCGAGUGAGCCAUAUCGUUUCAAUGUCAAAGACGGUAUUCGUUAAUGGUAUCAAAGAUGCCAAAGAUCAAGCCCGGUUCGCAUUUUCCACUUUGAUCAAAUCACUUCUUCCUUCCCUGGGUCAAAUUUUGGGAAACAUUCCAUUACCAAGAGUUGAAUUCACGUCGGAAAAUCUGGAUGCUGUCGUUGAUGAUGUUCAUAUAUCCUCCCUGCAACUCGUUCCCGAUACCCUUCGGCUCACCACAAAGACAGAUUGGGUCUGGCAACCAGACGAGACGCAUGUCGAUACUGACUUCCGUGUCUUUAUUGGUGGUCUAAAACUUGCCGUUUCGGAUGUAUCCUUUUACGUACAAGAACGCUAUACUGCACCCUCGGAUACGGCCUGUUUUGCUUGUUGUUCCUUUGGCAGAUCACAAAGCAAUUGGUGUCUUUGUCGCGGUCCUGCUUCUUGGCUUGCUUAUACAGAAAGUGCUCUACUCGAUGUUGGAUUCAAGCGUAAAGGUGUUGGUAUCACUCUGGAUUUGCGGGAUGCAGGUCAAGAUUUACGGAAACAAUCAUCUUCUUCUUGGUGGCCACCUUGGUCUUCAUCGCAGAACAAACAACCAAAUCAACUGGAUGGUAUCAUUAAACAAUAUCAAAGUUCAGAAGAGCAGGCUGAAAUUGAAGAAAAGUCUGUUAGAACAUCAUUCUUUGACAUCAAUGAUUGCCAAGUGGAAAUAGAUGAUUCGUUUGACCUGAAUCUGAGAAAUUCUCGUCAUUGGCUCAUCAAUACCUUGCUACGUUACACGUCAAGACCAAUCAUCAAGACUGUACUGCGAAGGAUCAUUUCUGCUCAAAUUCGAAAUGGCUUUGUUUUGGCAGAUCAGCGUGCAUAUGAUAUUCAUCUUCGUUCUAAGCUUGUCCGCCAUCGGAAGCUAUGCCAAGAAGCUCGAAGAGCAGGCCAUGAAACUCUACCUUCGCUUUCGGAUGCACAUGCCGGAGUGUCUGAUUAUGUGGCGGUCGUACUGAACAACGAAGCAGGCAAAUCCAAAUCGCGCAUCGAACGAGAAAAAGAAGAAGAACUGCAACGUCAAAAGGAAGAGCGAGAAAAAGAAGAAGAAGAAAUCCAAAAACAAAGAGAGGAUCAAGAAGAAGCUGCAACUGUGAAAGAUCAACCAAAACCUGACAAAAAGAUGGAAAUACGACCGACUGGAAUGGUUUAUCAUGAUGAAGAUGGUGAUUAUAGUAUCGCAAUUGGCGUGAAACCUUCUGGAAUGAUUCUUGAUGAACGUCAACAUGGUCCAAAGACGCAACGAAUGCGUGUACGCGAAGCGAUUGCCAACCCUAAACGCACGGCAGAAGAAGUCGGACAAAGAGGAAAAUAUGUUCACGAAGAAGCAAAGAAGGCCUUACAAGGAGAUCGCCAAGAAUCACAAACAAUUGAUGACGAAGAUCGUGAUUUGUUGGAUGUACCCAGAGCUGUCACACAAAAUGCUAGAGAAGGAUUGCACAAUGCACAAGAUGCAUUAGCAGCAGUCACUGGAGAUCUUUUCACAAAAGAUGAAUUGCGCAAACAGGAUCGUGACAAUGGAUGGAAAAGCUCAGCGUUUGAUCUGUGAUCACACUUUUUGCAUGCUUUGACAUAGCGGCUUAGUAAGGUGAUUACUAUGUCAGUGUUGAUGAUUGUUAUUAGAUCAACUAUAUACAUAUGUUCAGAAAUUACAUUAUUGUACACUAAAA
Molecule: messenger RNA, 3424 nt
Organism: Meira miltonrushii
Lineage: Eukaryota; Fungi; Basidiomycota; Exobasidiomycetes; Exobasidiales; Brachybasidiaceae
Exons: 1
Coding region: 127-3303 (1058 amino acids)
Source: RefSeq, a predicted model, not a curated record